Messenger RNA from Trichomycterus rosablanca, 6763 nucleotides. RefSeq names its product sorting nexin 17 (gene snx17). The record is from RefSeq and is a predicted model, not a curated record. Bases 584 to 2002 code for a protein of 472 amino acids. Gene Ontology annotation, molecular function: phosphatidylinositol binding. The transcript has 15 exons. Lineage: Eukaryota; Metazoa; Chordata; Actinopteri; Siluriformes; Trichomycteridae. Gene Ontology annotation, cellular component: early endosome. Gene Ontology annotation, biological process: intracellular protein transport; endocytic recycling; signal transduction.
GGCAGGGCCGUAAGAUGGUAGCAGCUGCAUGUGUAUUUUUUGCUUGGGUUAAGAAAAUAGCUUAGUGUUUAGUUAAACGAUUAAAUAGUUCGUACGUUUACUCAGCAUGUAUAAAGGUGGACUGAGACUGGGGAUUUUGCAGACCGUACGUUUCCAUUCAGAGCUGCUGUGCUAGAAGUUGGUUUGCUUGAGAUCUGAACGGCUUUAAGGUUUGAUCUGCAUGUGAUGGUGCAUUGCACGGGGAAAUGCUGAAGAUUUGGCAAAACAGACUAACAAAGAGCUUACAAUGAAAGCGGAAUUACUUCCAACUGCAACAUGGCUGCUGUCGUCCAGACGUUUAUGGGGGAAGUUUAGCCCCUGACGUGAAAUAACUUAAAAACACAUUUAUCUCUUAACCAAAGGGCAGGACUUCUUUCUUCAACAUAUCUUCACUACCUGGAUCGUAAAGGGCGAAACUAGCAAAGCGGUGAGGACGACUCGGUUGCUCAGUCUGAUUACAUGGCAGUGGAGGAAAACAGGAGCACUAUUUGAAUUAGUUUGGAAUUUCGCUUGGAAGAAUAACAACCCUGACUUUACUGAGAAAAUGCAUUUCUCAAUUCCCGAGACAGAAGUUCGCUCCUUGGAAAAUGGUUCCACAUACGUGGCCUACAACAUCCACGUGAAUGGGGUUCUGCACUGCCGGGUGCGCUACAGUCAGCUUUUAGGCCUGCAUGAACAGAUAAAGAAAGAAUAUGGAAACAAUGUGGUUCCUGCAUUCCCACCGAAGAAAAUCUUUACCCUCACACCCGCCGAGGUGGAGCAGCGCAGAGAGCAGCUGGAGAAAUACAUGCAGGCUGUGCGUCAAGAUCCCUUGCUGGGAGCCAGUGAAAUGUUCAAUAGCUUUCUGAGAAAGGCUCAACAGGAGACACAACAGAUCCCCACUGAGGAGGUCCAGCUGGAGGUGCACCUGUCCAACGGCCAGAAGGUCAAUGUCAACAUCCUGACGUCAGAUCAGACCGAAGAUGUCCUUGAGGCAGUUGCAUCGAAACUGGAGCUGCCCGAUGAUUUAGUGGGCUAUUUCAGCCUUUUUCUAGUUCAGGAGGGGCUGGACGGAGGCUAUACAUUCGUGAGAAAGCUGCAGGAGUUUGAGCUGCCUUACGUAUCGGUCACUAGCCUGUGCAAUCCUGAUUACCACAUCGUCCUUCGCAAAAGCUACUGGGACAUGGCAUAUGAUAAUGAUGUAAUGGAGGACAGAGUGGGUCUGAACUUACUAUAUUCUCAGACGGUGUCAGACAUUGAGCGAGGUUGGAUUCUGGUGAACAAAGAACAACACAAACAGCUGAAAUCUCUGCAGGAGAAAGGCUCAAAGAAAGAGGUUAUUCGAUUGGCACAGACCUUGAAGUACUAUGGCUAUAUCAAGUUUGAUCCCUGCAUCACAGAUUUUCCCGAAAAAGGAUGCCAAGUCAUCGUCAGUGCUGGUAACAAUGAGCUCAACUUUCACAUUAAACUGCCCAAUAAACAAAUGAAGGAGGGCAGCUUCAAAGUAACACGCAUGAGAUGCUGGCGUGUCACGUCAUCUCAAGUUCCGGUGGCAAAUGGCACAGCUAAUCCCUGCACCUCCAGCAAGUGUGAGGUCAAACUGGAGCUGGCCUUCGAGUAUCUGAUGAGCAAAGACCGUCUGCAGUGGGUCACUAUCACCAGUCCACAGGCUAUCAUGAUGAGCAUCUGUCUGCAGUCCAUGGUGGAUGAACUGAUGGUCAAGAAGUCUGGAGGAAGCAUUAAGAAGCUGCAGAAGAAGCGUCUCAAUGGAUCCAUCCAUCGAUCCAACAGUCAGCAAGCUGUGAAGUCACCUCCGUUAUUGGACUCUCCUGAUACAAAUCGCGAGCAAGUCGUCAAGCUCUCGACCAAGCUAAGUUCUGUCUCCCUACGGGGAAUCAGUGCCUCCAACUCGGCUAACGAUCUCAGCGGCAACGAUUUCCAUGGAAACUACGCCUUUGAGGGCAUCGGUGAUGACGAUCUGUGAGGCUCCUUCCAGACUGCAUCACAGGAGAGCUGAGCUGAGCCGAGCACGUUCCAGCGGAGGGGACGCGUCUGAUCCUGCAACCUCACUGAGCACUUUGUUGCCAUGUAGUCUACAGCAUAUCUGCAACUAUCAACCCCCCAUCCCCCCACGCCCAUACACGCCAGAAAUCAAGUAAGGGUUCUAGGUGUAGCACAAGUACAAUUCAUUCUGUGUCUCAUUCACGUCGAUCAAAUACUUAGAGAAGCUAAAAUAUCUGAUCAGUAUUUUAAACCCUGGCACGCUUUAAAAAGCCAUCACACAGGGAUGCAGAGUGACAUUGGGUUGAGUUUACAGCAUCCACAGAUGAACAAAAAAAAGUGAUGCAUUAUUGGUGUGCUAAUGGCUGCUGCUGAUUAAACCUUGACUAAAUAGUAUUUCAUUAUCAGAGACUUAAAGCUGUGCUUUCUUGUCCUUUUCGCUACGUCACCAAUGGCCUGGCAUUCUUUGAACUUGAUGCCAUCUUAAGCCGAUGACCAUAGUAAAAGUAGAUCUGAGAACACUGAUUUCACUGAUUUAAACCGUUCCAGAAUUUAGUCAGAGAUAUGGCUGUUUUCCUUAAUAACUAAAUUCCACAUGCUCACACCAGCAUCUACUGUUUUAUUGAGUGCUUUCACAUGCACACUUAUGAUUUGAUCUCUAUCAGAUUUUGGCAUUUCUUCUGUAAUUAAGUGAACAACAUGCUUUGAUCAAUGAUAUUGGAUUUAGGGUGUUGGCUGAUGGCAAAAGAAUCUGUUUAAGUCAUUUUAGGUAUAGCUUAGGGUAUUUCUUCACAGUGGGUGUGUUCGAAAACCUAGUGACCUGCCUUGCUGUCUUACUGCCUACAAAGGCAGCUGCCUAAAUAGAGAGGAUUCUAAUAAGUCAUUGACUUUUAUAAGGCAUGUUAUUUGAAUGUGCUAUUAGGCAGCAAUUCCAUCAGUUUUCACUAACUAAGCUAACACAGUUAGCCUCAUGCCAUUCAAACCAAUGGGAUGGGGUGGCACAAUGUGCUAGCAUGUCAACUAACUAAUGUCGAAAAUGGGUAAAUUUGCUGACAAGCUCGAACUUGCAAAUAAAAACACUUGCGCACGUUUAUACAAAUUAUAAAUCAAUAAUAAUUUAUUUACGUUUGAAAAUAACUUCGUUUUUUCUGCACCGUCCACCAUGUUUUGAAUUUUUCUGUGUGCUGGGAUUGCCUCCACCAUUAAGGCAGCAUCGGAUGCUCACUUAUUCUCGAGUCAAAAUAGCGUUGGAAUUUUAAGAUACCUAACUAGUGAGCAUAUUAAGGCAUCUAGGAUUUCGAACAGCCUAUUUCUCGGGAGCGCGCGUAGGAGGACGUAAAAUGCUGUCUAUGUAGAGAGCUCUCUCGGUUUUCGAACACACCCAAUGCAACCGUGCGAUCGCAUGAUAACGUCACUUUUCUGAAUCACAUUUCAUUUGCAACCUGACGGUAAUUUGGUCAGCAAAAUUGUGCAAGCAAAGUCACAUUUUACAGCAGGAUUUGUGGUGAACAAAUUUGGGUGUUAAAUUCAAAGUGGGGUUGUUUUUGUUUAGUAAACCAAAAUGUUUCUUGUUGAUUUCUUAACUGUUACUUCUUGAUAUGGCAGUGCAGUGGAUCCAAAAUGAAGGAAGUGCUUACUAGUACUAAGAUUUUCUACAGUGUUAUCCAACUCCACUACAAAUGUCACCUACAAAUGUGGUUUACAAUCAGCCUGGAGACUUGGUCAUUUACAUUUGUGUUUUUUACCAUUUUGGGAGUGAAUUAGCCUAGCUUGCCAGGCCAAUUGCAACCAAAUUUCAAAUGUACAAAGCUUGUUAAACAUGUGAGAUUAGAUUUGGACUGCCAAUUUGGUCAUUUUGGACACACUACAAGCUGCAAUAUAAACUGGUUAACCAUUGAAAGUCGUAGCUAAAAUGGCACAUUGCUAACAGCACUACCGUAUCGAAAUAUUGAAAUAAUUUCAUUUCAGUUUUAUAUCUCUGUUCUGUUUUUGUGGAUCUAGCUUUAGACUGCGUCCACAGCAAUGUAUUUUGGUGUGUGACAAAAAUGUGCUGUUGCUUUUGAUUUUAGUAGCAUUCAUGUGAUGAUGGGAUAUCCCUUAAUCAGACGUCAUUGUACUUAUUGUUUGUUUGUAGAACACAACAGUUGCACAAAUCAUGAUUUAAUGCAUAUCAUGUUUAUUUCAUAAUUAACACACACACACACGUUUAUGACCCAAAACAUUAGGACCACCCACCUAAUAUGUUGUCAAAACAGCUCUGAACUGCUGAGACAUGAACUUCACAAGACAUCAAGGGGAGUCCUGUGGUAUCUGAUAACAGGACAUUAACAGCAGCAUCUCUUUCUGCACUGUUGGUGGAUGGUCAUGUGCAUUCUGGUGCCAUCUCUUCCAUGGGUAAAUUGACGAUGUUGUGCCCGGUUAUCCAAUGAUCUUGAAGAAGACAGCAUUUGUUGGACCAGUCAACUUUCUUCCAUUGCUCUGAUGGUCCAGUUCCAUUGCUUGGGUGCAAAGUGUAGGUGCUUUUGAUGGUGGACAGGAGUAAGCAUGGGCACGUUGACUGGCCCGUGACUACACCAGCCCCAUACACAAAAGGUUUGAUGUACCUUGUGUUGUGACACAUUCAUUUUAAGACCAGUAUUAAAAUGAUCUACAAUUUGAGCCACAGUGGCUUUUUCUUCAUCGCCUUUAUGUCCUCUGGCAUCAAUGAGUCUUGGCUGCCCAACAACUCGUCAACAGGUUGUGGCUUGUUCCUCCUUGGAACACAGCUGCCUGUUAGAGCUUUGCUCUUUCAUGGAAACUUUAACCCAGUCAUAUGAUCAUACGAUCUGGCUUUAAGAAAAUCGCUUAGGUUUUUAUGCUGCCCAUAUCUGCAUUUAAUAUGUUCCUGACCAUCACAUGCACAGUUGUACCGAAAUAGGAAUUGCCAUGCACAUUCCUGGGGGUGGUACUAAUGUUUUGGCUCAUCAGUUUAUAUAAUUCGGAGUUUAUCAAAUCUGAGUCUUCUUAAAACCUUGGCAUUUAGGGCAUGUACGGAUCAGACUGAGAUCCCUGUAAUAACAAGCAUGUCGUUUCACUCCAAAGAUGCAGCCUUAGUCUUCGGAUCAAAACAGCAAGAGCUUAAAGAUAAACACUGUGUUCGUGACCAUGACUUCAAAAUAAAUAUUUAUUCAUAAAGGACCAGAAACAGCCCUGUUUGAAGCUAGUCAGGAAAUACAACAACACAGAUUAAUAUAUGUUUAAUGGACGUCAAAAUAAUGAAUGUAGUGUGUGUGAGUGGAAAAUGCUUGUGCUCAAAGGCUAGUUAGAUUAAAAGUAGUGAUGCUACCGCUUCACUACUGGACUGUGCUGUUUAAUCUAAUGACUUAGCCACUAGCUUAUACGUGUAGACCUGGAGCUUCUUCCAUCAUCAAGUCAUUCACUACUUGUAUUCUUGCCAAAAUCUUUAUUUUCUGUUUCAGAUUAUUUUGUACAUGUAAGUGCACUCGUUGUAAAAUGAAGAGUAUUUAGGUGACACUGCUGCCUACAUGAUGUGCAAUGUGCCAAUCAUUAAGAGAUUUAGCAUUUUCGUGAGGUGAUCUUGCCAAUGAACGGGACUUCUUCAUAUGCCUUUAAGCUUUUUCUUGCCUUUUCUGUAACAACAAUGAAUAAAAACCUCGACUACUCGGACUGUUCAUCACAAAGAGCACUAGAGUGGCCGAACACCCAGCGUAUGGAGAAUUGCUUUGGUGGUUCGAGUGUUGGUUUGUAUUUGGUGUAAGCUCCGGUGACACGUCUUGCAGAACAUCGUCUGCUCUGUUGGUAUGUUUGGCUGAACUGCUUGCACAUGCUGAACUCAUGAUUUUGCACAAUAUUAACAUGGACAGAUGGUAUGAUUAAUUAUGGAAAACAUUCUGCUAACUGGUUCUUGAGGAUUUCUCUCAUUUCUUUCAAGAGUUUCUUUUAUCUUUUUUUAGACAGUUUCUCAGAAAGGCCAAACAUUGUAGUUUACUAAAGCAUUUUGCACAAAACACAUUAAUCACCAUCAUGUCACUUUUUUAAAUGUACAUUCAAUUCUGAAAAAGUAUUCAGACCAUUUUGCUAAUAUGUAUUCAUUACUAUUCUGUAUUAUAAUUGUAUGCAGUAGAUCAAAUAAAUCUAAGUUGUGGAAAAAUUAAAAACGUUUAAUCACUGUUUACAGAAUUUUAGACUUAGGUAGAAGUGUUUACAAAUUCAAUAUGAAUUUUGGCGAUUGUCCUUGUACUUGUCUUUUUACACAUCUCAUUGUUUAAAUAAGAAUUCUAUCCAAUUUUUUUUCUUUAAUAAAAUAUUGUUGUAGCAUCUGACAGGCCUGUGUGGAAAAGGCACUCGCAUCCAUUUCAUAUUUUCUGCAGUUUGAUUUUAUAGCAUUGCAUUAGUGUCAAUUACCGUUUUGUGAAUGAUACACAACUGACCUGAGAGUGCUGUAGAACAUUACACCCAAUUUUCCUACCUACUAGAAAUUUUAGGUAGACAUUAGUUAUUUAAUCUUUAGAAAGCUUCAGUAUUUUAAAGAAAUAAUUCCACAUUUCGAUGUUAAAGAUUCUGUUUUGCAAUUUUGGUCAACCAACUUAAUUCCAGAUAAGUUUACAAAUGAAAAUGUAUUUGAAUGAAUGUCGUUUAUCGUAUCCUUUGGCUUGACAUCAUUUCCAGUGUGACGGUUAUUAAAUAUGACCCAUCAUAUUUAGUAUCAAUGUAUAAAUGAGUGAAUGAACAUUUUUUUAUAAAA